Messenger RNA from Daldinia loculata, 794 nucleotides. RefSeq lists its product as uncharacterized. The transcript is spliced from 2 exons. The record is from RefSeq and is a predicted model, not a curated record. Lineage: Eukaryota; Fungi; Ascomycota; Sordariomycetes; Xylariales; Hypoxylaceae. The coding region runs from base 268 to 624 and encodes 118 amino acids.
UGGUAAGUUACUCAGAAACGCCUAUGAUGGAAAUACGGUGAUGGCUAUGGUACUCUUUUCCCCGACGCCUUAGCCCAAUUACUUAUGCACCUGACCUAUCACUGAACACUAUGUUUACAGGACUGUACUGAUUUGCCUUUUCUUUCCAAGGACCUACAGGAUAUUGACUACCAGCUUUAGAUCACUUGGUCUGCCAUAGUAUGUCCGUGAUCGCGAUCGUACGUGGGGGCGUAAUAAUAACUGACAUGCACGGAUAAUAGGUCAGUCAUGGCGAAUCAUCAAGAUCAUUUGCCUAACAAUAUCUGGGUUAUUCCGGGCGUUGGCUUCCAGGCAACAGAUCCCGGUAUGGGUUAUCACCAGGGCCUGGAGCAGGGCCUGGGGCAUCAGAAUCUCUUCAACCCAGGCUUUCCAAAUUCGGAACUAAUCGGACAUGGUAACAAUUUCGAUGUCGCCGCCGAUAUUCCUUAUGCAAUGCUCCACAAUGCGACCCAGCCGGAGGUAACUAUUCAGAAAUAUACCCUUGGGGGGGAUGACCGAACAGCCGGGGGUGAGUCAUGCUUCAGCCUGAUUGAUGAUUCGAAGCUACGCCUCGUGUCGGGCAAUUGUUGUUGCCGCCUAAAAUAGUAUACCAAGCUAACAAGUAUAAAACCCCUAGACUCCCGGAAACCUCGAUCCGCGAUGGGUGAAGCUCACUUGCGUGACGACAACUGGACAUAUGCAAUUGAAGUUUCUCCAGCUAUUGAUGUUUUACCUGGUCACCACUUCGUCAAGAACCACGUCGCUGCCAUCCACAA